Molecule: messenger RNA, 2415 nt
Organism: Spea bombifrons (plains spadefoot toad)
Lineage: Eukaryota; Metazoa; Chordata; Amphibia; Anura; Pelobatidae
Gene: POC5
Product: POC5 centriolar protein
Exons: 13
Coding region: 102-1805 (567 amino acids)
Cellular component (GO): centrosome
Source: RefSeq, a predicted model, not a curated record
CUGUGUUCCUGUCAUAAGGAAGUGAAGAGGCCGAAAAAGUGUGCAGAAGCCACUAAAACGGUGCAGCAGCCCGAAAGAUUUAUUUAAAUCCGUUUGACAAGAUGUCUUCAGAUGAGGAGAGCAGUGCAAGUCCUAUCAUCCCUAAAGAUUCAGACCAUGGCAGUUCAGUAUCAUCAGACUUUCAGGAUGAAUAUGAUGAACUUCUCCGUUACGCGGUGGUAACUCCAAAGUUUGGGCCUCAUCUCCUCAGGCAACAUCAACCCGCUGCGGAGCAAACCUCAAGUGACAGGUUUUCAGGUCUAACGGAAACUGGACAAGAGCGAACUCCAGCAAGGCAAACCACUGCUUCAACAGAAUCUUCAAAUGAGAGCUUUAACAAGUCUUUAACAAGUGAACUGAAAACAACUGUUUCGGGGUCUGCUGUUCCCAAACCUGGUUUUCCAGCGCCGGAUAUUCGGAAAAGUGUGGAGGCAUUUUCUCCUGUUCGUUCCGAAGGGCUUUCUCUUCAAGGCUCCGCAUCUUCCACUGAUUUUCACACUGAACAGAUAAGAGUGAUGGAGCUCCCUGUGUCCACUGAAAACAUGAACCACGUGGAAAAUGUGCUUGAUUUUUGGAGUGGAAACCUUAAGACAAAUGUCCUGGCAGAAUUAAGCAAAUGGAGACUGACCAUAAUUGAGCAGCAUAAACAGGAGAUGAAGAAGCAGGAUGAGAAGCACGCUGAACACAUUACCAAGCUGAGCAGCCAAGUAGAUAACCUUGAGGAGUUACUAGAGACAUAUACAACUUCUAUACAAAGAAAAGAUGAGGUGAUUUCUAACUUGACUCGCGCUCUAGAGAAACAAAAAGAGAAAACUGAGCUAAUGAGAACCUUUACACACUGGCGCCUCCAACAUUUAGAAGCCAGACAAGAGGACUACGCAUCUAGUAUGGCUGAUAAACACUAUCAGAAAACAUUAAUGAAGAAUGUGUGGCGGGCUUGGCAUUCAGCUAUUGAGUCAGACUGGAAGGAGAAAGUUGAACAGGCUUGUCGGACAAGAGCCGAAGAAGUUUGUGUGGAGCUGUCCAACGGUUAUGAGUCCCAGAUUACACAGUUGUCUGGAGCCUUAGAAGAAGCCAGAGCAGAAGUACAGCGACUUCAUGCAGAAAGAGGACAGUUUGAGGGUUCCAUGAAGAAAGCGUUCAUGCGUGGUGUCUGUGCAUUAAAUAUGGAAGCAAUGUCAAUGUUUCAGGGAAGAGAAAGUCGUAUGGAUGAUGAUCCAGCACACAGAAGAGAAGACCUUGGCUCAAAUCCUUCCGUUACAUUUCAGCAUCCUAUGACCUCAUCCGACCAUGACCUUCCUUCAAGAUUCCAUCCUGCCUCAUCAGAGCCAACCUAUAGGCCACCUUUUGGUGCCCCAUGUUCCUCCCAAUCUAAGGAAAGUGCAAACACUCCCGUCAUCUUCUCUGUUACUGCUCCAGGAUCAGGUGCAAUUCCAGCACAAAAGCUUCCUUCAGCAAGGAUUGUUACAUCAAGUCAGCAGAAGGCCGGAAGGACUAUAACAGCUCGGAUCACAGCUCGGUCAGAUCUGACACAGAAGAUGAAUAAAGUUGGGAGCAGUGUAGGUUCGAUGGCUGUUUCACCACCCAUGAGUUCUGUUGUAGUUGAAAAACACCAUCCUGUAACUCAGCAAACUAUCUCCCAAGCCACUGCUGCAAAGUACCCUCGGACCUCACUUCAAAGUGCAAGUUCAAUGAGUGGCAGGAGCACCAGCCAGAGUGGAAGAACAGCUCACCCCAGCGUCCAUUCAAUAAAGGUCGUUGAUUGAUAUGUCGUCAUGGCUAGUGUGGUAAAUGCAACCUCUUCUGUAUGAGGCCCACAAAUGUAUCCAUGCACCUAGCUUUGCAAUGAUUAUAGUAAUUUUUGAGACACAUGAAUUAUAGAUUUGUAGCAUGUAAUGCUGUGAAACCGUCUGGACUAAGCAGUGCAUUGGGUGGCGCAGAGCCAGAGUGAGCUGUGAGUGCAAUGAUCAUUGCUGUGUUGUAACUGUUCACUAUUUAUAAAUGCAUUCCUUGAGGCUUUUAUAUACAUAUUUUGUAACUAUUUUUUAAUAUUUAAACUUGUUUUAUUGUUUUUAUAUGAUUUUUAAUAGGACAAUUAAACCUGUUGCAUUUGUUUAUAUUUAUCCAUUCAAUGUGAUUAUCUUUAUAGCUACAAAUUCAAAAUUACCGCUUUUCAGAGAGGACCUGACAACACCUCCGUGUUGAUUAAAACAGCAUUACAUAUACACAUAAAGUGGCCUUAUAUCUCACAAUUUUACAGAGAACAUUUUUUGGUUCAUUCUUCUUCACUCUGAGCUGUGCUGACAGUAAGCUAUGCUGUAUACUACAGCUCUAAUGAUAUUUAGCCACAGCCUGGUUGUGCACCGACUUUCCGAU